AUGCAGUGCUACACCGAGCUCGUUCCCCCGACGCUGGUGACCUGCUCCGUGUCGCUUCCCUUCACCUCGCCCAAGACCGAAAACCUCAUCGUCUCCAAGGGCUCGCUGCUUCAGAUCUUCGCCGUCAAGACCGUGUCCACCGAAAUCGACACGUCCCAGAUCCAGGCCAAGUCAACGAGCAACGCUGGCGAGACCUAUGACAGGCGCAUCAACGACGACGAUGGUCUCGAGUCCGCUUUCCUCGGGGGCGAUGGCAUGCUCAUGCGCGCCGAUCGCACGACCAACACACGACUUGUCCUCGUUGCCGAAUAUCCUGUCCACGGCGUCAUCGCAGGGCUGGCGCGCGUCAAGAUCCAGAGCUCCAGGUCAGGAGGCGAGGCUCUGCUCGUCCACAGUCGCACGGCGCGGUUGAGUCUCCUGCAGUGGGACCCCGAGAAGCAUGGCGUCGAGGAUAUUUCCAUUCACUUUUACGAAAAAGAGGAGUGGCAGGGUUCGCCGAUGGACGGCCCCCUGCGACAGCAUGCCACCAUCCUCCAAGCCGACCCGCAGUCGCGAUGCGCCGCCCUCAAGUUCGGCCUGCGCAAGAUCGCCUUCCUCCCCUUCCGACAGAUCGACGGCGACAUAGACAUGGAUGACUGGGAUGAGGAGGUGGACGGCCCGCGGCCGCAAGAGGAGCCGCCAGCAGCUGCGGCCGUCCAUGGAUCUAGCAGCAACAGCAGCAGCUUAGCACCUGUACCAUACACUCCCUCCUUCGUCCUCGCGCUGCCCCAGCUUGAUCCCGAGAUCCUUCACCCUGUGCACUUCGCCUUCUUGCACGAGUACCGCGAACCCACCCUCGGCAUCAUCUCCUCCACCAACCGCCGCCUCAAGAUGGAACCCCAAAAGGACCACUUUACCUUCAAGGUCUUUACCGUCGACCUCCUCCAAAAGGCCUCUCUGAACAAGGUCAUCGCUCUGCCGAAGCCCAUGGGUGGCGCCCUCCUCAUCGGCGAGAACGAGCUGAUCCACAUCGACCAGGCCGGCAAGGCCCACGGCGUCGCCGUCAAUCCGUACGCCGCCAAGAUGACCAAGUUCCCCCUGGCAGACCAGUCCGAGCUCAAACUGCGGCUGGAGCACUGCGAGGUCGAGCUCAUGUCGCCAGAGAACGGCGAGAUGCUGCUCGUGACGCGGCACGGCGAGAUGGCCGUCGUCACCUUCAAGAUGGAUGGCCGCAGCGUCUCCGGCGUCAGCGUCAAGGUCGUCGCCACGGAAAAUGGGGGCGACGUCCUUCCCUUCCGGGCCGCGUGCCUGACCAAGGUCACCAAGAACAGCAUGUUUUACGGCACGAUCGGCGGUGACUCUAAAGUGAUCGGCUGGAGCAGGCAACAUGUGCAAACGGCACGGAAGAAGGCGCGUCUGUUGGACGAGUCACUCGACUAUGACCUCGACGACGAUGAAGCCGACGACGACGACGACGACGACGACGACCUGUACGGCGAGGGCACGGUGGCCCCUCAACCUUCGGCUGCCGCUGGAUCGGCCAAGGGCGGAGACGUGGUGUUUCGCGUCCACGACUCGCUGCUCAGCCUGUCCCCCAUCAUGGACAUGACAUAUGGCAAGACGGCCUUCUUCCCCGGCAGCGAGGAUGCAAAGAACUCGGAAGGCGUGCGGUCCGAGCUCGACCUUGUGUGUGCCGUCGGACGGCAUCGCGGGGGCUCCCUGGCUCUCAUCAACCAGCACAUUCAGCCCAGGGUCAUCGGACGCUUUGACUUUCCAGAGGCUCGUGGCUUUUGGACGACGCGCGUGCAGAAGACGAUUGCCAAGUCCCUCCAGGGGGACAAGGGGGCCAAUCUGGCCGUCGGCAACGACUACGGAUCUGUGACGCAGUAUGAUAAAUUUAUGAUCGUGGCCAAGGUCGACUUGGACGGCUAUGAAACGUCAGACGUCUACGCACUUACAGGUGCAGGCUUUGAGGCUCUCUCCGGCACCGAGUUUGACCCCGCCGCUGGACUGACGAUCGAGGCCGGAACGAUGGGCAACGACAUGAGGAUCAUUCAGGUGCUCCGUUCUGAAGUCCGUUGUUACGACGGAGAUCUUGGUCUCAGCCAGAUACUUCCCAUGCUGGACGAGGAGACGGGCGCCGAACCGCGCGUCAUUAGCGCCAGUAUCGUAGACCCCUACCUUUUGCUUCUGCGCGAGGACUCGAGCAUUCUUGUUGCCCAGAUUACGAAUCACAACGAGCUGGAGGAGCUCGACAAGGAGGACGAAACAAUCGUCUCCACCAAGUGGCUCAGCGGGUGUCUCUACAAGGACUCGCGCGGCCUUUUUGCACCCGUGCAGACGGACAAGGGGACCUCGACGAGCGAGAGCGUCUUCCUGUUCUUGCUCAACGCGAUAGGCGAACUCCAUGUGAGGAUAUGCGUUUAUGCACUGCCCAACCUCUCAAAGUCCAUAUACGUCGCCGCCGGGCUUUCCUACAUCCCAUCCCUUCUUUCCGCAGACUACACCGCCCGCCGAGGCACCAGUCCCGAGACUCUCACCGAGAUCCUGGUUGCUGACCUCGGAGACUCUACCAGUGCAUCCGCACACCUGAUUCUACGACACGCCAAUGAUGACAUGACAAUAUACGAGCCGUUCCGGAUCGGCGGCCAGGAGGAAAAGGAAGACUUGGCCAACUCUCUGUUCUUCAAAAAGGUGUCCAACUCACACCUCGCCAAGAGCCCGGUCGAGGCUGCUGAGGAUGAGGCCGUCCAGGAGAACCGUGUGAUUCCUCUACGAGCUUGUGACAACAUUGGUGGUUACAGCACAGUCUUCCUCCCGGGAGCAUCCCCAUCCUUCAUCCUCAAAUCCAGCAAGAGCACACCCAAGGUCAUCGGCCUCCAAGGCCUCGGCGUCAACGGCAUGAGCUCCUUCCACACGGAGGGCUGCGAGCGCGGGUUCAUCUACGCCGACUCCAAAGGCUGUGCUCGCGUGACGCAAUUUCCUGAUGCCGCCAACGUGGCCGAGCUUGGCGUGUCUGUCCGCAAAGUGCCCAUCGACACGGCGGUCAGCCAUGUGGCGUGGCAUCCCAACAUGGAGGUGUACGCUGUGGCGUCCAGCAAGCUCGAGCCCUUUGAACUGCCCAAGGACGACGACUACCACAAGGAGUGGGCCAAGGAGGAAUGUCCCAUGCCGCCCAUGAAGGAGCACGGCAGCAUCAAGCUGUACUCGCCAAUCACCUGGAACGUCAUUGACGAGUUUGAGCUGGAGCAGUACGAGGUCGCCAUGUGCAUGAAGACGUUGCUUCUCGAAGUGUCGGAAGAGACGAAGGAGCGGCGCAUGCUCUUCGCCGUCGGCACCGCCAUCCUCCGCGGAGAGGACCUGCCGGUCCGCGGCCGCAUUCUCGUCUUUGACGUCGUCCACGUCAUCCCCCAGCCAGACCGACCCGAGACGGACCGCAAGCUGAAGCUCAUCGCCAAGGAGGAGAUCCCGCGCGGCGCCGUCACCUCGCUCUGCGAGGUGGGCACGCAGGGCUUGAUGCUGGUGGCCCAAGGCCAGAAGUGCAUGGUCCGGGGUCUCAAGGAGGAUGGCACGCUGCUGCCGGUGGCCUUUCUCGACAUGAGCACCUACGUUGUCGCCGUACACGAGCUGCGCAACACGGGCUACUGCCUCAUGGCAGACGCCAACAUGGGCGUGUGGUUCGUGGGAUACUCGGAGGAGCCCUACCGCAUGACGCUCUUUGGCAAGAGCGGCACGCAGCUCAAGUGUCUGACGGCCGACUUUCUCGUCGCCGGCAACGACCUGAGCAUCGUGGCGUCUGACGAGGACGGCGUGCUGCACAUCCUGCAGUUCGACCCUGAACACCCCCGAUCUCUCCAGGGCCACCUCCUCCUGAACCGUGCCUCCUUCUCCGUCGCCCCGAACCACGCGUGGGCCACCCUCGUCCUCCCCCGAACAACGACGCGUCCCUACCUACCGCAAUCGGAACCGGCCACCGGCGCCGCCGGGUCCCAGAACCGCACGCAGACGCUCCUCCUCGCCUCGGCCUCCGGCGCCAUCGCCUCCCUGAACCCCAUCACCGAGCACGCCUACCGCCGCCUGACCUCGCUGACGACGUCCCUCGCCAACGCCCUGCCGCACGCCGCCGGGAUGAACCCCAAGGCCCACAGGCUGCCCCCCCAAGACGGCGCCGCGCGCCCGCCGGCCGUCGACGUCUCGGCCGGCAGGACCAUUGUCGACGGCGCGCUGCUGGCGCGGUGGAAUGAGCUCGGCGCGCGGCAGAGGGCCGAGGCCGCCGGCAAGGGCGGGUUCGCUUCGGCGGCCGACGUCAGGGGCGAGCUCGAGGACGUGCUCGGCUGGAGGGGGGUGGACUAUUUCUAG
Messenger RNA from Verticillium dahliae VdLs.17, 4338 nucleotides. Its product is annotated as cft-1. The coding region runs from base 1 to 4338 and encodes 1445 amino acids. Gene Ontology annotation, molecular function: protein binding; nucleic acid binding. NCBI's taxonomy places the organism in Eukaryota, Fungi, Ascomycota, Sordariomycetes, Glomerellales, Plectosphaerellaceae. The record is from RefSeq and is a predicted model, not a curated record. Gene Ontology annotation, cellular component: nucleus; mRNA cleavage and polyadenylation specificity factor complex. The transcript is spliced from 6 exons.